This is a messenger RNA of Euleptes europaea (tarantolino), 591 nucleotides long. It is a transcript of the gene BCL2L10, whose product is annotated as BCL2 like 10. Gene Ontology annotation, cellular component: mitochondrial outer membrane. Gene Ontology annotation, molecular function: protein heterodimerization activity; protein homodimerization activity. The coding region runs from base 17 to 556 and encodes 179 amino acids. Lineage: Eukaryota; Metazoa; Chordata; Lepidosauria; Squamata; Sphaerodactylidae. Gene Ontology annotation, biological process: extrinsic apoptotic signaling pathway in absence of ligand; intrinsic apoptotic signaling pathway in response to DNA damage; regulation of apoptotic process. The transcript has 2 exons. The record is from RefSeq and is a predicted model, not a curated record.
CGCCGCCGCCAUCGCCAUGCCGCGCGCGCUGCCGGCCGAGACGGCGCAGCUGGUGGACGACUACCUGCAGCACCGCCUGGGCGGCUCGGCGCGGCCGCCCAGCCGCACGGCGCAGGCCCUGCGGCGCGUGGCCGCGGAGCUGGAGAGCCGCGAGCGGGGCUUCUUCCGCGCGGCCUGCGCGCCCGCCGCCCUGCCCGCGCCCGGCGGGGCGGCCGCGCACCUGGCCCGCGUGGCGGCGCAGCUGGAAGCCGACGGCGGCCUCAACUGGGGCCGGGUGGCGGCGCUGGUGGCCUUCGCCGGCAGCCUGGCGGCCGCCCUGGCCGAGCGCGGCGGGGGCCGCGAGGAGGGGGCCGCCCUGGCCGAGGCGCUGGUCGCCUACCUGGCCGGCGAGAAGCGCGAGUGGAUGGAGGCGCACGGAGGAUGGGAUGGGUUCUAUCACUUCUUCAACAAGCACGGCUCCGACGCAGCUGACCAGAACAGUACCAUAAGCAACGCUAUCAUGGCGGCCGCGGGAUUUGGCCUGGCGGGAUUGGCUUUCCUCUUGGCGGUGCGAUAAAAAAGUACAUCGGUGGACUUGACUUUGGGGAGGGG